Molecule: messenger RNA, 1047 nt
Organism: Dermacentor silvarum
Lineage: Eukaryota; Metazoa; Arthropoda; Arachnida; Ixodida; Ixodidae
Exons: 1
Coding region: 1-1047 (348 amino acids)
Source: RefSeq, a predicted model, not a curated record
AUGCUGAAACCCAACCUGGUACCUAUGAUUCAAGCACAACCGGAUAAAGCUCUGCAGACUUUACUGGAUGAAUUCAGCGAUGUAUUUGCCCCUGGAUUUGGGAAAUUCACUGGCCCACACGUGAAAUUCCAACUCAACGAGCAAGCAACUCCUCGUUUCUGUAAGGCUCGUUCCCUACCUUAUGCCUUGGUGGACAAAGUUUUGGAGGCGUUGGACCGAAUGGUAGCAGAUGGCAUCUUAUCACCAGUAACGACUGCGGAAUGGGCCACACCUGUCGUGCCUGUUGUGAAACCGGAUGGAUCCAUCCACGUUUGUGGAGAUUUCCGUCUCACUGUGAACAUAGCUACUGUUACUGAAUAUCCCCUUCCACGGGUAGAAGACAUUUUCGCACGGCUAAAUGGCGGCGAAGUGUUCACCACUCUCGACUUGACACAAGCUUACAAUCAACUACCCUUGGACGACAAGGCUAAAGAAUUGACUGUGCUCAACACCCACAAGGGCCUAUUCUGCUUCAACAGACUUCCGUUUGGAGUAAGUUCAGCACCAGCCAUCUUUCAAAGACGAAUCGACUUGCUCUUCAGUGAUCUGCCAGGUGUCCAAGUUUACCUUGACGACAUCAUCCUAGCGGAGAAGAAAAAUGACCUCACGCUACUCCGAAAAGUGCUCCAGCGGUUACGAGACAAUGGAUUUAGACUGAACCGCAACAAAUGCAGAUUUCCCCAAAAAGAAGUAACCUUUCUGGGUCACCGCGUGGACGCUUCUGGCCUCAAGCCCAAGGAUGACAACAUAGCAGCUGUCAUAAGGGCCUCAACGUCGACUUCGGUGACGGAACUCAAGGCAUUUCUAGGAUUGAUUAAUUACUAUGCCAAGUUUUUACCUAAUUUGUCUACCCACCUGGCUCCACUGUACGACCUGCUGAAGAAGGGUGCCACAUGGGAGUGGCGGAACAAACAAGAGACGGCCUUCAAGCACGUCAAAGAAGCAUUCCAGACGUCGAAGUUUCUAGCCCACUUCGACCUGAAAAAAACCAUUGAGGUUCGAAUGUGA